UUACGCAACAUGCGCGUGUCUCAGUGACAAGCAGCAGCAUCCUACUUUUUUCAGGACCAUUCCCAGCGAUCACCAUCAAGCGGCCGCACUGGCACGGAUGGUCAAGCACUUCGGAUGGACGUGGAUCGGGACUGUGUGCAGUGAUUCAGACUAUGGGAACAAUGGCAUGGCAUCAUUCCUGAAGGCUGCGGAGGAGGAGGGAAUCUGUGUGGAGUAUUCUGAGGCCUAUUACAGGACCCAGCCGCGCAGUAAACUAAAAAGAGUUGCUGAUGUCAUUCGCAAGUCCACGGCUCGUGUAAUAGUUGCCUUCGUAGCCGCAGGCGACAUGAGAUUUCUCCUAGAAGAGCUGAGUCAGCAGCCUCCUCCUCCGAUGCAGUGGCUUGGCAGUGAGGCGUGGGUUACAGACCCACAAAUGCUGCGGUUUAGUUUGUGCAUCGGUGCUGUGGGCGUUGCAAUCCCGCGGUCUGUUAUCCCAGGUUUUCGUAACUUUUUGCUUGACCUGUCUUCAGAACAGGCCGUGAAAUUUCCCCUACUGACAGAAUUCUGGGAAAACUCAUUUAGCUGUAGUCUAAAACAGCAGACAGGUUCUUCUACUGCUAUGCCUGCAUGUAAUGGCACAGAGGAUCUGCGCGCAUUACACAACCCGUACACAGACACGUCCCAGUUGCGCGUCACUAACAUGGUGUACAAAGCCACAUAUGCUAUAGCUCAUGCCCUCCAAGGCAUUGUCUGUAACGAAAAACGUGACAAAUGUGACAAAAACAUAAAAGUUGAGCCCCGACAGACCCUGUGGCCACCUAUGAACUUGUGAAUUGGCAGCUUCAAGGAGACGGUUCAAUUGAUUUUGUGACAGUGGGUCAAUAUGAUGCAUCCCAGCCUAAAGGCCAAGAAUUCGGUCUGAGCAAAGAUAUAAUUUGGUUUGAUGGCAGUGAAAAGGUAUACGUGUUGUUCUAUUCUCUGUGAGAUUAUUACUCUGUGUAAUUAUUUUUGAAUGUUUUUUUAAAACUUAUAACAUUAUAAACACACCUGUUCUUUAUGUAUGUCAUACUCUUCAAUUAAACAUUCUAAGCAUUCAACAACAUUCUUUUAGUCACGUUCUUGCA
This is a messenger RNA of Ctenopharyngodon idella (grass carp), 1103 nucleotides long. Its product is annotated as extracellular calcium-sensing receptor-like. Lineage: Eukaryota; Metazoa; Chordata; Actinopteri; Cypriniformes; Xenocyprididae. The record is from RefSeq and is a predicted model, not a curated record. Gene Ontology annotation, molecular function: G protein-coupled receptor activity. Gene Ontology annotation, biological process: G protein-coupled receptor signaling pathway. Gene Ontology annotation, cellular component: membrane. The transcript has 2 exons. The coding region runs from base 98 to 811 and encodes 237 amino acids.